Sinocyclocheilus rhinocerous is the source of this 911-nucleotide messenger RNA. Its product is annotated as ribonuclease inhibitor-like. Gene Ontology annotation, molecular function: protein binding. The transcript has 2 exons. The record is from RefSeq and is a predicted model, not a curated record. Lineage: Eukaryota; Metazoa; Chordata; Actinopteri; Cypriniformes; Cyprinidae. Bases 59 to 835 code for a protein of 258 amino acids.
AGCAGCUCUAUAUGUGCACCUCUCCUGUACAAACCACAAUAUAAAUGUAUUUGACCCAAUGACCAAACAAACGUAUGAAGCCAUGAAAACUCAUCUGGAACAUGAUCUGAGAAGACAGCAUGUUUGUUUUAUGGAAGCUAAAGCUUUUCAGCAACUUUAUUUUAGCCUUUCCAUGGAACAUAAGAUAUCUGAGUUGCAUCAGAGAGCUGUGAAUGAGGCUCUACAGAGUAAAAAUGGACAUCUGGACCUUUUCCUGCGGUUUCUUCUGGGUCUGUCAGUGAAGUCUCAUCAGAUUCUCCUACAAGGACUAAUGAAACAGACAAGAAGCAGCUCUGACAGCAAUGAGAGAACAGUUGAGUUCAUCAAGAAGAAGAUCAGGACCACUUGCUCUCCAGAGAAAUCCAUCAACCUGUUCCACUGUCUGAAUGAACUGGGUGAUCAUUCACUAGUGGAGGAAAUACAACAGUAUCUGAGAUCUGGAAGAAUAACUGAAGCCAAACUUUCUUCAUCUCAGUGGUCAGCUGUAGCUUUUGUGUUGUUGACAUCAGAGAAGAAGCUGGAAGAGUUUAAGCUGAAUGAAUUUGUUGGAGCAGAAAAUAAAGCUGAUCACGUUCUUCAGAAGUUGUUGCCUGUGAUUAAGGAAUACAGAACAGCUGAGUUAAGUGAUUGUGGCAUCACAGAUGAAGGUUGUGCUGCUCUGGCUUCAGCUCUGAUAUCAAACCCCUCACACCUGAGAGAACUGGCUCUGUCUCAGAAUAAACUAGGAGAUUCUGGUGUGAUGCGUCUCUCUUCUGGACUCGAGAAUCCUCUCUGUAAACUGGAGAUACUCAGGUGAGAAUCACACAUGGUCUGGUACUCAGAUAAAUAGUCUCUUUAUUUUUAAGAUUUAAGAAGGUAAUGUAGAAGAGAAA